AAACUGCUUCCGUUCAACUUUGGAGGGAGGGAGGAGGGGGAGUGAGGCCGCCCAGAAAGUCGGUUUAUGGACUUCACAGGCCAUACCAGAACCCCAGCCCAGUUUCUUCCAGCACGCAGCCCAGUCCGGGCGUCCGGGAGGCGAGGCUCAGGCCGGGCGCACCCAGCGUGGCCCCGCCCCGGAACUACAAUUCCCAGAAUUCCGUGCGAACGCAGAAGGGAAGCGGCAGCGGUGUCAGGAAAAGCGCGAGCGAGCGGAGGUAGCCGCGGGUGCUCUUCUGUCGGUGGUUUGCUUCGCACCUGUCGGGAGCCCGGAGCAGCCGUCUCAGCCCCCGUGGUGUGGCUGGCACGAGUCCGCUCCUCCGUCCUGUGGACGGGUCUGGGGCGGGAUGUAGGGUGCUGGGCGCGGAGGCCGCGGGCACGGCGGGGCUGUCUCGGAGGCCGCGCCGAGGAUGGAGAGAGCGAUGGAGCAGCUUAACCGCCUGACGCGCUCGCUGCGCCGCGCGCGCACCGUGGAGUUGCCCGAGGAUAAUGAAACUGCUGUUUACACAUUAAUGCCAAUGGUUAUGGCUGAUCAACACAGGUCUGUGUCUGAACUACUAUCAAAUUCAAAAUUUGAUGUCAAUUAUGCAUUUGGACGUGUGAAAAGAAGCUUGCUUCACAUUGCAGCAAAUUGUGGAUCGGUAGAAUGCUUGGUUCUGCUGUUAAAGAAAGGAGCAAAUCCUAACUAUCAAGAUAUUUCCGGCUGUACGCCUCUUCAUUUGGCAGCUAGAAAUGGACAGAAGAAAUGCAUGAGUAAAUUAUUAGAAUACAGUGCUGAUGUCAACAUUUGUAAUAAUGAAGGCCUUACAGCAAUACACUGGCUGGCUGUGAAUGGGCGGACAGAACUACUCCAUGACCUUGUGCAACACGUCAGUGAUGUUGAUGUUGAGGAUGCAAUGGGGCAGACAGCGCUGCAUGUGGCCUGCCAGAAUGGUCACAAAACAACAGUGCAGUGUUUGCUAGACAGUGGUGCUGAUAUUAACAGGCCAAAUGUAUCAGGAGCUACUCCAUUGUACUUUGCAUGCAGUCAUGGUCAGAGAGAUACAGCACAAAUUCUUCUAUUACGAGGAGCCAAAUACUUGCCAGAUAAAAAUGGAGUAACCCCUCUGGAUUUAUGUGUACAGGGUGGAUAUGGAGAAACUUGCGAAGUAUUAAUUCAGUAUCACUCCAGGCUUUUCCAGACUAUUAUUCAAAUGACACAGAAUGAAGACCUUCGAGAAAACAUGUUACGGCAAGUUUUGGAGCAUUUGUCUCAGCAAAGUGAAAAUCAGUACCUAAAGAUUCUAACAAGUCUUGCAGAAGUUGCUACAACAAAUGGUCAUAAGCUGCUUAGUUUAUCUAGCAGUUAUGAUGCUCAAAUGAAGAGUCUUUUAAGGAUUGUGAGGAUAUUUUGUCACGUCUUUCGAAUUGGUCCCUCCUCCCCCAGUAAUGGAAUUGAUAUGGGCUACAAUGGAAAUAAAACUCCAAGAAGCCAAGUAUUCAAGCCUCUGGAAUUGCUUUGGCACUCAUUGGAUGAAUGGCUAGUUUUAAUAGCUACAGAACUGAUAAAAAAUAAAGAGGACUCAACAGAUAUCACUUCUAUUUUACUGAAACAAAAAGGCCAAGAUCAGGGUGCCACUUCCAUUCCACCAUUUGAACCUCCAGGACCUGGGAGCUAUGAACAUCUAUCCACUGGCCCAGAGGAAUCUAAACCAGAUGCUCUUGCAGGGAAACAGGAAGCCAGUGCAGAUUGUCAGGAUGUUAUUUCUAUGACAGCCAACAGGCUAAGUGCUGUCAUUCAAGCUUUUUACAUGUGCUGUUCUUGUCAGAUGCCUCCAGGAAUGACUUCACCGCGUUUCAUUGAAUUUGUCUGCAAACAUGAUGAAGUUUUAAAAUGCUUUGUUAACAGAAACCCGAAAAUUAUAUUUGAUCACUUUCACUUUCUCCUUGAAUGUCCUGAGUUGAUGUCAAGAUUCAUGCAUAUCAUAAAAGCACAGCCAUUUAAAGAUCGUUGUGAAUGGUUCUAUGAACAUUUGCAUUCGGGGCAACCAGAUUCAGAUAUGGUUCACAGGCCAGUGAAUGAAAAUGAUAUUCUGCUGGUUCACAGAGAUUCUAUUUUUAGGAGUAGCUGUGAAGUUGUAUCAAAAGCAAAUUGUGCAAAGCUAAAGCAGGGGAUUGCUGUACGGUUCCAUGGAGAAGAAGGCAUGGGUCAAGGUGUUGUGCGUGAGUGGUUUGAUAUUCUGUCUAAUGAGAUAGUCAAUCCCGAUUAUGCAUUGUUUACACAGUCAGCGGAUGGAACAACUUUUCAGCCUAAUAGCAACUCCUAUGUGAAUCCUGACCACUUGAAUUAUUUCCGAUUUGCUGGACAGAUCUUGGGGUUAGCAUUGAACCAUAGACAGCUGGUUAAUAUUUAUUUCACACGAUCGUUCUACAAGCACAUUCUUGGUAUUCCUGUAAAUUACCAAGAUGUGGCAUCCAUUGAUCCAGAAUAUGCCAAAAAUUUGCAAUGGAUUUUAGAUAAUGAUAUUAGUGAUCUGGGGCUAGAAUUAACUUUUUCUGUUGAAACUGAUGUGUUUGGAGCAAUGGAAGAGGUGCCUUUGAAACCUGGGGGUGGAAGUAUUCUUGUGACACAAAAUAACAAAGCGGAGUAUGUCCAGCUUGUUACUGAACUUCGAAUGACAAGAGCCAUUCAGCCUCAGAUCAAUGCAUUUUUACAGGGCUUUCAUAUGUUCAUUCCACCCUCCCUUAUACAACUUUUUGACGAGUAUGAAUUGGAGCUACUGCUUUCUGGCAUGCCAGAAAUUUAUGUGAACGAUUGGAUAAAAAAUACAGAAUACACAAGUGGCUAUGAAAGAGAAGAUCCAGUUAUUCAGUGGUUCUGGAGUUGUGAAGACAUUACUCAGGAGGAGAGAGUUCUUCUCUUGCAGUUUGUUACUGGCAGUUCUAGGGUCCCACAUGGUGGGUUUGCUAAUAUCAUGGGUGGAAGUGGAUUGCAAAACUUCACAAUCGCUGCUGUGCCAUAUACUCCAAAUCUUUUACCAACUUCAAGCACAUGCAUCAACAUGCUCAAGUUACCUGAAUACCCAAGUAAAGAAAUACUCAAGGACAGACUUCUUGUGGCACUACAUUGUGGCAGCUAUGGUUACACAAUGGCAUAG
This is a messenger RNA of Castor canadensis (American beaver), 3178 nucleotides long. It is a transcript of the gene Hace1, whose product is annotated as HECT domain and ankyrin repeat containing E3 ubiquitin protein ligase 1. Gene Ontology annotation, cellular component: cytoplasm; Golgi membrane; nucleus. NCBI's taxonomy places the organism in Eukaryota, Metazoa, Chordata, Mammalia, Rodentia, Castoridae. Gene Ontology annotation, biological process: Golgi organization; protein polyubiquitination; ubiquitin-dependent protein catabolic process. The record is from RefSeq and is a predicted model, not a curated record. Gene Ontology annotation, molecular function: ubiquitin protein ligase activity; protein binding.